Molecule: messenger RNA, 930 nt
Organism: Malassezia vespertilionis
Lineage: Eukaryota; Fungi; Basidiomycota; Malasseziomycetes; Malasseziales; Malasseziaceae
Exons: 2
Coding region: 1-930 (309 amino acids)
Biological process (GO): malate transmembrane transport; phosphate ion transmembrane transport; succinate transmembrane transport
Molecular function (GO): thiosulfate transmembrane transporter activity; oxaloacetate transmembrane transporter activity; malate transmembrane transporter activity
Source: RefSeq, a predicted model, not a curated record
AUGAGUGCCGGGUGCGGUGCGCAGCAGGCACAGCAGGCACAGCAGGCACAGCGCUCCGCCGGGCAGCAAAGCACCGAUACCAAGCACUAUCCGUUCUGGCUUGGCGGUGUUGCAGCGAGUAUUGCGGUGUGCUUUACGCACCCGCUUGAUUUAGUGAAGCUGCGCAUGCAAAAUUCGCCGCAAAAGACGACGGUAUUUGCGCUGCUGCGCGAUACGCUACAAAAAGAAGGGGUGCGGGGACUGUAUAUCGGCCUCUCGGCAAGUAUAUGCCGACAAAUGACGUAUAGUCUGACAAGAUUUGCCGCGUACGAAGAGAUCAAAGGGUACAUGCUCCGCCAGGGCACCUACGGCCCCGUCACGAUAUGGCAGACGAUUGGUGCUGCAGGGCUCGCUGGCGUAGCCGGCGGCAUUGCAGGGAAUCCUGCCGACGUCGUGCUUGUCCGCAUGACCAGCGAUAUGUACCGCCCACCAGAUCAGCAGUUUCGCUACACAGGCGCACUCGACGGUGUCGUGCGGAUUGUCCGCGAAGAGAGUGUAAAGACUCUGUUUCGUGGCAUCACACCGAACGUCGCGCGAGCAAUGCUUAUGAACUCGUCGCAGCUCGCAUCGUACGACUUUUUCAAGGAACUGCUCAAAAGCUCGGGUUGGUUCGUGCAGGGGGGGCUGCCACACUAUUUGUGCUCUUCACUCCUCGCCGGUACGGUCGCCACGACCAUUUGUUCGCCAGCAGACGUGAUCCGUGCGCGAAUGAUGAACGCGCGCAGAAAUUCCAACUGGCUGCAUAAUCUUGGCAUGUCUGUGCGCCAGGAAGGAUCUUUGUUCCUCUUCCGCGGCUGGCUGCCUUCCUGGAUGCGUCUCGCGCCACAGACGGUGAUCUUACUGACAGUCCUGGAAGAGUUGCGCGCGGCUGUAGAUUAUGUACGCAAAUGA